AUGAAUGCACCUGUCAUCGUUGCUGCAUCUCUCGGGUUUGGCAGAGAUAUGUGGGGGAUACCGGCCGACAACAUUACCGAGAGCCUGAAGUGGCUGUACGUAGCCUACUUCAUGUACAUGCUGGCCGAAGCACUCUGCCAGAUGUCAAUUCUCGCAUUUUACCUUCGCAUCAUGAUACAGCCUCGGCUGCGUGCAGUCGUAUGGGUCUUGAUGGGAGUGGUUACGUCUUUUGGCAUUGCCAAUAUCUUUGCCAUGAUCUUUCAAUGCACGCCAAUUCCCUUCUUUUGGGAUGGCUGGAGAGGCGAAAUGGAGGGUACCUGUGGGGUUGACGUGCGUCUAUUUGGUUUCGCCAGAGGAGCAAUAGAGAUCUUUCUAGAUCUGGCAAUUUUGGUGCUACCACUCCCUAUGCUGGCCAAACUUAACAUGUCUCCAAAGAAGAAACUUCAAGUCAUGUCGAUGUUCUGUGUUGGAUUCAUCAUCACCGUUGUGAGCUGUCUUCGAUUAUGGGCAUUCGUUGAGUUUGCGCAGACAACAAAUCCAACUUACGAUAAUGUUCCUGGCCUAUAUUGGUGUACGACAGAGUCGAACCUGUUCACGGUAGUGGCAUGCAUGCCAGCAUUACAUGCACUCUUCCACAAAGCUCUUCGAAAGGUUCGCGGCCUCAGCACCCAUACUAGCAGCGAUGAGCCAAGCAAGGGCUCAUAUUUGCGGUACAAUACCAAUCAGCGUAAAAGCUCAAUGCCUUUUGGAGCCAUCAGAAAGGCUACUGAUGUCACCAUCUACAGAACAGAGCGGUCAGGUUCCGACUUAGAGCUGGUAGACAACAGGCGGCCGGUAUGA
Messenger RNA from Boeremia exigua, 840 nucleotides. RefSeq lists its product as uncharacterized. Lineage: Eukaryota; Fungi; Ascomycota; Dothideomycetes; Pleosporales; Didymellaceae. The coding region runs from base 1 to 840 and encodes 279 amino acids. The transcript is spliced from 3 exons. The record is from RefSeq and is a predicted model, not a curated record.